CGUUUAUCGCUGUCCCCACUCACUUGCAAGGUUGCAACAACUCGCGGCAGCUUCACUAGCGCGAACGCAUUGAACGCUUACUAAAUAAAGGCGCGGCUCUGCAGAUCAGCCCUGCCAGCUGCCAAAAAAUCCAGACCACUUCGCCGACAAACAACACCUCACCAUCGUCAUUGCCAUCAACACUGCAACCCACACCGCAGCACAAGAUGGAAUACGAGAAUGAACAACGCAGCUACGACGACGAGCCUCGCGGCUAUGAGCGCGACCGCAGCAGGUCGCCGCGCCGUGAGCGUGGUGACGACAACGCGCGUGCCCGCAGUGCCUCCCCCAACGGCCGUGAUGACCGCGACAGCCGUGGCCCGCCGCCGCAGUCUCGCGACCGCGAGGCGGAAGAGAGCCGCAACGAGGGCUCCAACCUGUUCGUCACCGGGAUCCACCCCUCCCUAACCGAGGAUGAGGUCACCCGCCUGUUCGAGAAAUACGGUGAAGUCGAGCAGUGCAACAUCAUGCGCGAUCCGCACACUAAAGAGUCUCGUGGCUUCGGUUUCGUCAAGAUGGUCACCUCUGAUCAGGCAGACGCUGCCAAGGAGGGCCUACAGGGCGAAGUCCACCAGGGCAGAACUCUGAGCAUCGAGAAGGCCCGCCGUGCCCGUCCCCGUACUCCCACCCCGGGCAAGUACUACGGUCCCCCCAAGCGCGAACCACAGCGGUACUAGAGUAGGCCUCGCGGGCUACCUCUGAUCAAGGGAGGCAACUCUUUCAGCACUUCACGCAUGUAACCCCACGGGUACGCCAAUGGGUUCGCUUCAUAAUACGGCUUUACAUCACAGGGAAUGGUCGGCAAAAAGUUCUCCGAUAUAAUCCGCAGCAGCGCACGGUAGCACACUUCGAUAG
Didymella exigua CBS 183.55 is the source of this 894-nucleotide messenger RNA. Its product is annotated as RNA-binding domain-containing protein. Bases 207 to 716 code for a protein of 169 amino acids. The transcript is spliced from 4 exons. The record is from RefSeq and is a predicted model, not a curated record. NCBI's taxonomy places the organism in Eukaryota, Fungi, Ascomycota, Dothideomycetes, Pleosporales, Didymellaceae. Gene Ontology annotation, molecular function: RNA binding.